This is a messenger RNA of Thamnophis elegans (Western terrestrial garter snake), 1486 nucleotides long. RefSeq names its product ABI family member 3 (gene ABI3). NCBI's taxonomy places the organism in Eukaryota, Metazoa, Chordata, Lepidosauria, Squamata, Natricidae. Gene Ontology annotation, biological process: regulation of cell migration. The record is from RefSeq and is a predicted model, not a curated record. Gene Ontology annotation, molecular function: SH3 domain binding. Gene Ontology annotation, cellular component: lamellipodium.
GUUGUAAUUCAGAGAUGGAUAAGUGUCACCGUUGGUAUUUAUUAUUAUUUUUUGGCACCUUUUACAAUAAAUUUCCAGAUAUCAGCAGGAUAUUCUCUUGGUGAGCAAAAGGGGAGGGAUCAGCAUUGUCACUGAAGCCAAAUCAAGUGUAAAAUAGUUUCCAGCCAGACUGUUCGAAACGUCUCAGCUGAAACUGUCUGCUAUAAGAAGGAAGUGGUGAAUCCAGUACAGCUAAGUGGCAACAUGUCUGAGUUUCAGCAGCUGAUCCAGAACACCUUACCAUCUGCCAGAGAUGUUCUACGAGAGAACUAUAGCAACCUUCUCAAAGUGGCAGAUUUUUGUGACAGCAACUAUGAGCAGGCUCAAGAUAAAAGAAAAGCCCUAGAGGAAACCAUGACUUUCACAGUUCAGUCAUUAGCCAACGUGACCUAUCAAAUCAAUAACCUAGCCAGAAACAUCCUCAAAACAUUUGAUUUGCAGACCACUCAUCUCCAACAAGUGGAAGCCAACAUUUGUUCCAUUGAACAGGUUAUAGAAAUGCAUAAGGAGAAAGUGUCCCGUCGUGAAAUUGGGAUGCUUACUGUUUGCAAGACCUUUCCUCCCUAUCAGAAAAUCAUCUACCCAAAGAAACUUGAGCCUUUGCAGCCCUAUUACAGGAAACCACUGGACUUCAACACUCUGGAUGACAUUGGCCAUGGGAUCAAGGAUCAAAGCCACAGCUGGCCAAAACAGGGACUCUAUCAAGGCGAUCAAUCAAGUCUUCGGCUGGGCUGUCACCUGGAACUGUGGAAGGAGCCAGAAGGUCCUAGAAGCAAUUCCGCCACCACUCAUCCCCGAAGGCCAACUCUCAACAGCUUCAUCUUUGUUGUCAAUAAGGUACCUUUAGGUCUCCUACCCCACCUCCCCUUUCUUCCCAGCACAGAGUUUUCUUCUCCCCUCUCAACAGAUUUUUUGCCACCUCCUCCUCCUGUUCAAGCGGAAGAUGUUCUUCCUCUGCCUUACCCUGAGACAGAUCUUGAUUUUCCAACUUUUCCUCUACCACCAUCCCUGGACAAUUCCAACUAUGGUCACCUGAAGCCUCCUCUUCUGCCACCUCCACCUCCCCCAGAGAAAUUGUCGUGGGCACCAGACACCUAUCUGGAGAAAGUUGUGACUCUUUACCCUUAUGUUCAGAAGAAGGAGGAUGAACUCUCAUUUACAGAAGGGGCCAUUAUUUAUGUGACAAGGAAAUACUCAAAUGGCUGUGUGGGAGGUGUGACAUGUGAUGCAGAGGGAUUUUUCCCAGAGAACUACACUGAACCGUUGCAAUGAGCAGAAUGAAAGAGGAAAAAAUGACAGGUCCUAACACAAAUGGUGUGGAAAACGUGAGUAGUCCCACGGUGAGAUAGGCUAUGAUAAAUUUAACAAAUAAAUUUACAAAUGUUCUAGUUUAAGUUGCCAGGAAAUCAGUAUUUCUCUGACUUACUUAAACUAGGCUAAAAUCAAG